AUGAGUUCUGCUUUCUUCCGACGACCUACCGAUGGAAGCUCCAGCUCCAGCUCAGACAGCGAUAGCUCAGGAGAAGAUGAGAUCCCGGAGAAUCAAAUCAAUGAAAGUAUCGGAGAAGGCCAGACCAUCAUCACUGAAUCACUUUCCAGCCAUGGCAGUGUCUCGUUCGGAGACGAGAUGGAUGUCCCAGCGGGUUCGGUUUCUAACAUCGACCGGCACCGCACCAACUUAAUCAGCGCUCUUCUCGAAGACUUUGCCAGGAACAGAGCAUGUGAAAUCAUGAACAAUGCAAGGCCAGGAUCCAGAUUCACCAGAUCAUCCGUGGAAGUCCAGCCGUUGGCGGAAAAGCUCUACGAGCAACUCAGUCAAUCGUUAUCUCUAACUGGCAUCCUUUCGGCCAGCAACGACAGGGACAACGAGCAAACAAGAGCGGCAUACUUGGCCGGCAUCGAGAGUCUUGCGCUCGGAGCCGUUCAGAAUCACGAUCUGCUCCACGGGCCAGCUCGAAGUCAACUUCCAUUGAUAAAUGCUAACGACCAACCACACUCUCUCAUUCCCAACUUGGUCGGAUCACGUAUGGCGAACCUGUCUCUUCGCAGUCAGCCUCAUUUGUCGCCGUAUAACGAUCUAGUCUUGUCUCCGCCCGCAACCCAUCGCAGUCACUACGAGUCCAGCUUCCAGCAACUGAGAUUACUAGGAAAAGGAGGCUUUGGCAGAGUGUAUCAUGCUUACAACCUGUUUGACAAAAAGGAAUACGCUGUGAAGAAGAUUCCUCUAAGCCCUCGGUUGUCGCAGCGAUAUCGGGUAUCUGGACACAAAGAGCUGGAAAACGUACUACGGGAAGUCCAGGCAUUGGCACAGCUGGAGCACCACAACGUGGUUCGUUACCACGCGACAUGGAUAGAGGAGCCCAGAGGGACGUCUGCCACAGUAUCCGAGCUCAGGAAACAAAGCCUUACAGUUCAGGGUCGGAAACUCAUUGCUGACCGCCCGAGGCAUUCCCGACCGGCGGAUCGAACUGCUCCGACAAAUUGGCAGGUCUCGGACAACGCCGACGGCAUCGUCUUCGGCUUUGACAGUAGACCGCACACUCCUGCUCAGGACGUCGAGAGUGUCGCCACUCCGGCACGAUCCAUCAGUGAGACCGAUCACGACCAAUCCUCCGCACGAGCUUCUGAGAUUUUCACAGAUGGCAACGCAAGGGCCAACGUUUCAGAAGAUCCGGCCAUGGAUGAGUCGGUGUAUGUGCUACAUGUGCAGAUGUCAGUAUAUCCCAUGACUCUUGCACAGUACCUGGCACCUGCACCGGCCAAUGCAAGAAGUGCACCAAGCAACCCCAUUCGCAGACACUGUUUUCACCUGGUCCCAGCUCUCCGACUGCUCAUGGGCAUUCUGUGUGGGUUGCAGUACGUCCAUUCCAAAGGACUUGUGCAUCGUGACAUCAAACCUUCCAACGUCUUCAUCUCAAGCUUGAGCUUUCCCACGGUAGGUUCAGUUUCGGACGGAUAUUACGACGUGGGAUCCUGUAUCGGUUGCGCAAACCCUAGUGCAUAUUACAUCAAUCCCCGCAUUGGUGAUUUCGGACUUGUUGCACAGCUGGCAAAGGAAGAUGACCUCGAGACAAGCAACAAUGGCGGAAAGACCAGCAAGGCGGUGGGGACAGAAUACUAUCGACCUCCACCUUGGACCGACUCCAAAGGCAAGACAAAGGCCAACACACAAAUGGACGAGAAAGUGGAUGUAUUUGCGCUUGGUGUCGUUCUCGUGGAACUUCUGUGGCCCUGCCAGACCAGUACAGAACGCAUGCAUGUUUUGCGGGACCUACAAAAGGGCAGGAUUCCCACUGGCCUUGCUGAGAAAAUCGACAACGAAGGACAUGCACCACACACCGGCGAGAUGGUUGUUCGAUGCAUAAUUGGAAUGCUGGAACGGGACCCACGGGGCCGAUGGGGAUGUCAAGAGGUUGAGCAAUGGCUAGACAAGCUCCUGACCAGAUGUACGACCUUGGUCAAUCGUGGAGGCGUUGGCGGAACCGAAGGCGUUGACAUGAGAAAAGUCCACAAUUUAAGCGAAGCGGAUGGAGAAGCAGAUGGCCAGGCAGAGAGAUUGCCGCUGAGUCAGGAAAAUCAAGUCAUCAACGGCGACAGUGCCUCAUGA
Fonsecaea multimorphosa CBS 102226 is the source of this 2157-nucleotide messenger RNA. RefSeq lists its product as uncharacterized. The record is from RefSeq and is a predicted model, not a curated record. The transcript has a single exon. Gene Ontology annotation, molecular function: ATP binding; protein kinase activity. The coding region runs from base 1 to 2157 and encodes 718 amino acids. Gene Ontology annotation, biological process: protein phosphorylation. NCBI's taxonomy places the organism in Eukaryota, Fungi, Ascomycota, Eurotiomycetes, Chaetothyriales, Herpotrichiellaceae.